UUCAUCUAGACACUUCGAUCGUCCACAGCUGUAAAUGUGGAUUUUGUGGUAUUUUUUUUCUAUUUUAUCAGGUGGGAGUUCAAUUCAAGCUGUUACCAGCAGUUGUAUCUUCUGAUCGAUGGCUAAUGCUAUUGGCUAAUCAGCUUCUGCUGCCAAUUUUGGUUUAUUCUAGUGGUGACUACGUGGACAAAGAGUUCCAACUAAUCCCUUUGUACAGUGUUUUCUGAAGUGAUUUUACGCUCCGUAUUGUGACAUUCAUGUUUUAUAGAAGAAUAAAUACGACAAAUGUGUAAUUAUCUUAUGCAUGGGGAAGGAGGGCUGCAGAAUACUCGAUGACUUAUUGAGCGUCUAAGAACUAUUUCUAAUUAUUCUCCCAAUUAUAGGAAAAAGCAAGAGACUCUUAAAAAACAUUAUCUCCGCUAAGUAAACCUAUUCCACGGAAGCAAUUGCCUAGAAUUUUUGCAUAAAAUCCUCGUGCAAGUUUCUCGUUUAAAAUAAAUUUGCUUAGUGUACUAAAUCUAAGAGGCAAACCUGAUUACGUUCCUCAAUGGAUCUAUUUCCAAGCAGAUUCAAUUCCGGAUGUCGACACAGGAGAAUCACCGUAGCGGGCAAUUGCGUUGAUCGCAGCUGCAAAACUCCAGCGCUUUAAAAAAAUAGAUUGGAAAAAUUGAUAAUUAAUCGUGGAGGAGUUGCGGCAUGGGCUUGCCUCGUCUUUCCUUGAAGAGAUGCUUCAUUUACAUUUUCUGCGCUACUGGGAUGAUCCUGGUGGUGAUGAAUGUCCGCCAGAAAGAGCUGUGGCAUGCCCUCAGGCCAGAUCCUGGACCGGCGCAGUCUAUUCGGGCGGUGCCUGAUGUUGGCAAGAUGAAACUUUCGGUGUCCAUAAAACCUAAGGGCUCGUCUACCAUGAGGGCCGCGCGUGUCAGGCAGAGUGUCAAGAAUAAAUCAUCAGUUAAGAAAUUUGAGCCCUCGAAUUUGACUGGGACUGUCAACCCAGUUGAUCACAUUGCGGAGAUUAUGGAUCCGAGCAAGAGGCCGUGGUAUAUGAAGGGCGGAACUAGGCGACCACUUCCGGGUGUGAGGUCCAAGAGAACUGGAAGAAGAAUCGCAAGAUUGUGGCCAGAUGAGGAUUCCAAUGAUGAUAGGGUUACAAAUCAGUUGAUGUUUGUUCCGCUGGAUUAUAACAGAACGAGUGUUGAGCAUCCCCCGAAGAGGAUUAUGAUACCACAUGGCAUGGGAGAGGCAAAGACAGGAUCAGAUUUAUUUCAUCAGCUUGGAUGCCCUGUCAAUACUUGUGUUAUCACACGUGAUAAUCCUGAGGGUGCGGACUUAAUUAUCUUCAAGGAUUAUGUUACUCACGUGGGUCGCAGAGCACCAAAUCAAGCCUGGAUGCUGUAUUUCUUAGAAUGUCCCUAUCACACUCAAGCCGUAAGAAAUGCUCUCGUAAAUUGGACAGCGACGUAUCGACGAGACAGUGAUAUCGUUGCACCCUAUGAGAGAUGGCAGUACUACGAUGCACGAGUGACUCAAAUACCCCAAACAUUUAACUACGCUGCUAAUAAAACGAAGAAAGUCGCCUGGUUUGUCUCCAAUUGUCAUCCCCGCAACCAGAGAAUGCAGUAUGCCAAAGAACUUGCCAAGCACAUUCAAGUGGACAUCUAUGGUGCCUGCGGUAGUCUCCGAUGUUCACGUUCUCAAGCACAAACGUGUUUCGAGAUGCUCGACGCUGAUUAUAAGUUUUACCUAGCUUUUGAAAAUUCCAAUUGCAGGGAUUAUAUAACUGAGAAGUUUUUUGUUAAUGGUCUUGGCCACAACGUAUUGCCAAUAGUGAUGGGUGCCCAUCCUACGGACUACGCAAAGAGCGCCCCCUACAGAUCCUAUAUCCACGUGGACGAAUUUGAAUCACCACGAGAGUUAGCUGAUUACCUUCAUCGCCUAGAUCACGAUGACGAGCUCUACAACUCCUAUUUCAAGUGGAAAGGAACUGGUGAAUUCAUCAACACGUACUUUUGGUGUCGUGUGUGCGCCAUGUUGCACGAUCCUCGGCCACCCAAACACUAUAAAGAUGUGAACGAAUGGUGGCGUGGUGAUGAUGUCUGCACUCAAAACUCCUGGAGGGAGCACGAUACCAAUGAAAUAACCUUCAAAAACUCAUGAACAUUUUGCGAUAGCGAGUGAAGCAAUGAAUCUCCUUCAUUUUUUAAUAAUAAUCAUUCCAUAAAUAAUUAUCACUUUGGGCGACUGCAUGGCGUUACAGUUGCAAUUGAUUAUUUAAAAAAUGAUACUUCCAGGAAUGCAGUGAUUUGCAAUUUUGAUAAUUAAACCAGGAUGAUGAUGCAUAAUGAGAAAAGACUGCGCGGAUCUCGUUUGGAACUCGAAAACAUUCACAAAAAAAUAGUGAAUGGUAGGAAUCCGUUGGAAAUAAUUCAGUAGUGAAGUGAUGGAACGAGAUAAUUUUGUUGAACAAUUUUUUUUUUAGUUAUUUAUGAACUUGUUAAUAUUGAAAGCAAGACAGUUGAAUGUCAUAGCACUUGUUUUAUUUUACGGAAAAAGUUUCCCCCAUAUUUUUCAAAUCCUUUUUUUGUUCACAGAUAGGUAUUUAUUCCAAAUCUGGUGUUACGUCGAACUGACAGAAGUUCCUCUUUGCUACUAAAUUAUUUUGACAAUUUUGUUAUUACUAAAAUUGUAGUAUUAUUACAGCCACAUGGUCAAAAAUCGAGAUGGCCGGAAAAUAGUAUAGAAUUUUCAAUUCGGAGAGAUCAUUCGGUGAAAUGG
Messenger RNA from Fopius arisanus, 2772 nucleotides. RefSeq names its product glycoprotein 3-alpha-L-fucosyltransferase A (gene FucTA). NCBI's taxonomy places the organism in Eukaryota, Metazoa, Arthropoda, Insecta, Hymenoptera, Braconidae. Bases 697 to 2154 code for a protein of 485 amino acids. The record is from RefSeq and is a predicted model, not a curated record. The transcript is spliced from 8 exons. Gene Ontology annotation, molecular function: fucosyltransferase activity. Gene Ontology annotation, cellular component: membrane.